CUAUCACAUAUAAAACAGCACACCAACAUCUGUACGCUAAUAGUAGAUUCCAGAACGCAAAACAAGUGUUCAUUUUCUCACUCCAUUCUUUUUCGCUCUCAUAAAAACCCUAGCGGGCGGUACAGAAUCUCAGAGAACUCUAGCCAUGGAUAUUGAGGAGGAAAUCAGAUCGUUACAGCUUGAUUCGGCAGAAGAUAAUGGAGUUGUUAAUCCAGAAGCUGCACAUCCGGAAGUUGAGAAUUCCGAUAAGAUGGAGGAAGAUUCCAAGGAAGAGGUUCAUACACAUUCAGUUAAGCCAGAGGUGGUUGAGCAAAAAGGGAAGGAGAAGAUAAACGUGGAUCCAGAAGAAGAACAUGAUGAGAUGGAACUAGAUAAGAAGAGGCACUUGAAUGUUGUUUUCAUUGGCCACGUCGAUGCUGGAAAGUCCACAACUGGAGGCCAAAUACUUUUCCUUAGUGGUCAGGUUGAUGACCGUACAAUCCAAAAAUAUGAAAAAGAAGCAAAGGAAAAAAGUAGGGAAAGCUGGUAUAUGGCCUAUAUUAUGGAUACCAAUGAAGAAGAGAGGGUUAAGGGUAAAACAGUUGAAGUUGGACGAGCACAUUUUGAAACAGAUGCAUCAAGAUUUACGAUUUUGGAUGCUCCUGGCCACAAAAGUUAUGUUCCAAAUAUGAUCAGUGGUGCAUCUCAAGCUGAUGUAGGAGUACUGGUUAUUUCUGCUCGGAAAGGAGAAUUUGAAACUGGGUAUGAGAGGGGUGGACAGACCCGUGAGCAUGUUCAGCUUGCUAAAACUUUGGGUGUGUCCAAACUGCUUGUUGUUGUAAAUAAAAUGGAUGAUCCUACCGUCAAUUGGGCAAAAGAAAGAUACGAUGAAAUUGGGUCAAAGAUGGUGCCAUUCCUUAAAACAUCAGGCUACAACGUGAAAAAAGAUGUCCAAUUCCUACCUAUAUCUGGUCUGGUUGGUACAAACAUAAAAAACAGAGUGGAUAAAACAGUAUGUUCGUGGUGGGAUGGUCCUUGCCUGUUUGAAGCCCUUGAUUCCAUUGAGAUUCCUCUACGGGAUCCCAAAGGUCCAUUCAGGAUGCCUAUCAUAGACAAAUUCAAGGACAUGGGAACUGUUGUUAUGGGCAAAGUGGAAUCUGGUUCGGUUCGAGAGGGGGAUUCGUUGUUUGUCAUGCCAAAUAAGGUUCCAGUGAAAGUUAUUGCUAUAUUCAUUGAUGAAGAUAGGGUCAAACGUGCGGGACCUGGUGAAAAUCUACGGGUUAGAUUAUCGGGCAUUGAGGAAGAGGAUAUAUUGUCAGGUUUUGUCUUAGCCAGUGUUGCAAAUCCAAUACCAGCGGUUACAGAUUUUUUUGCCCAGUUGCAGAUCCUUGAAUUGCUGGACAAUGCAAUCUUGACGGCUGGCUACAAAGCUGUCCUGCAUGUUCACUCAAUUGUUGAAGAAUGUGAGAUUAUUGAGCUCAUAAGUCAAAUGGAUCCAAAGACGAAGAAGCCUAUGAAAAAACAGAUUCGUUUUGUCAAGAAUGGUGCUGUUGUUGUAUGCAAGAUUCAGGUGAAUAAUUUGAUAUGCGUUGAGAAGUUCGCAGAUUUUCCACAACUUGGAAGGUUUACUCUUCGUACUGAAGGAAAAACUAUUGCAGUGGGAAAAGUAAUUGACCCUCCAUCAACUUACUCCCGCAAAUUGAGUUCUUAAACAAUUUUGAUCUUGAGGAGCUGGGUCAGUAGGACUGGCGGCAUGAUGGUUCCAAGUCAGCUCAGGAUCUUUCCUACUUACUCAACGUGUAUCGAUUCUGGUAUCGGGUUAAUAUAGUUGGUAGGUUUAUGAUGGAAUAUACUGUUGCUGGUGGCCACGUACUCUGGAGUGAGCUUCUGCCGGGUACGGUGGGCAUUUUUCAUUUGUAUGGGUGUAAAGUAGUCUUGAUUUGAUUCACCCAUUGUUGGGUUACUACAUGAUUCAAAGUCUGACCAGUCGUUGAUCAGUCUAUUUCAUUAAUGGUUGUUAUGAUGGGCUUAACAUAUAUAUAUUUUUUUUGAGAAACUUUUGUACAAACUCACUAAAGAUUCUAUAUCGUACGAUUGGAAUGAAUUCGGUGUGCAUA
Messenger RNA from Prunus avium (sweet cherry), 2096 nucleotides. RefSeq names its product Translation elongation factor EF1A/initiation factor IF2gamma family protein. Lineage: Eukaryota; Viridiplantae; Streptophyta; Magnoliopsida; Rosales; Rosaceae. Gene Ontology annotation, molecular function: GTPase activity; GTP binding. The record is from RefSeq and is a predicted model, not a curated record.